Molecule: messenger RNA, 528 nt
Organism: Theileria orientalis strain Shintoku
Lineage: Eukaryota; Apicomplexa; Aconoidasida; Piroplasmida; Theileriidae
Product: centrin
Exons: 6
Coding region: 1-528 (175 amino acids)
Molecular function (GO): calcium ion binding
Source: RefSeq, a predicted model, not a curated record
AUGUUAAAAAGGCCUGUUGUAACCUCUAAUCGUCUUUCUCCGCUAAAUACCAACACACAUACAUUUAGAAAGAGGCGUGAAUUGACAGAGGAUCAAAAAUCAGAGGUUAAGGAAGCUUUUGACUUAUUCGACACUGCCGGAUCUGGUCGAAUUGAUGCGAAGGAGUUGAAGGUUGUUAUGAAGGCCCUGGGAUUCGAUCCUACCAAGGAAGAUAUUCGCUCAUUGAUGAAUAUGGCUGACAAGGAUGGAUCAGGAACCAUUUCAUACGAAGACUAUUUCUCACUAAUGAGCACGAAACUUUUGGAAAGAGACCCAUUGGAGGAGAUGACAAAGGCGUUUCAGCUAUUUGCAGAUCCUAGCACAGGAACAAUUAACUUUGAAAGCCUAAAAGGAGUAGCUGAGGAACUGGGAGAAAUAAUAACAGAUGAAGAGAUAAACCAAAUGAUAACAGAAGCAGACAGAGACGGAGACGGAGUGAUAAACGAAAGCGAAUUUAUAAGAGUAAUGAAAAAGUCAAAUUUGUUCUAA